Molecule: messenger RNA, 1609 nt
Organism: Rubroshorea leprosula
Lineage: Eukaryota; Viridiplantae; Streptophyta; Magnoliopsida; Malvales; Dipterocarpaceae
Source: the annotation of a GenBank genome assembly
GAUUUGGGAUCAAUUUUAGGAAUUCAAACAUUUGUAAUUUAAAUAUAUAGCUGAUUAAUCUAGGUUUAUUAAAAAAAAAAAAAUCAACGUGUGUCUUAUUUUUUGUCUCAAACUAUUUUAUUUCCAAAAUUUUAAGUUACAACUUUAAGGUUGGAUUCACUUUUAGCACUUUUACAAAUUGUAAGUUCCUUCAUGAUAAAUAAAAGCAUCCCAACAGUUCCUAGCAGCAGCAGUUUGUAUUUCCCACCACUUUUAGCACUUGGACCAGAUUUGGGUGGUUAUCUUGGAUGCAGGUUAGUGAAAGGCUUAAAUGUAUCCUUUAUAACUUUAAUCCCAAAGGUGUUAAAUCCACAGAAGAUAGAAGAAUAUAGGCCAAUUUCACUCAUUGGAGCUUUGUACAAAAUCAUUGCAAAAUUACUAGCCACUAGACUACGCACAGUAAUGGGAGACACCAUUGGGGAGAACCAAAUGGCUUUCAUAGAAGGUAGGCAAUUAUGCGAAGGAGUGGUAGUAGCAAAUGAAGUUAUUGAUGAAGCCAGGAAAAAGAAGAUGAAGAGUUUCUUUUUCAAGGUGGAUUUUGAGAAAGCCUAUGACAAGGUUAACUGGAAUUUUCUGAAUUAUAUGAUGAUGAGAAUGGGAUUUAGUGAGAUAUGGAGAAAAUGGAUCAUGGAAUGCCUUCAAACCAGUUUGUUGUCAGUACUGGUGAAUGGGAGUCCGACAAGAAAAUUUGGAGUUUCGAGGGGGCUAAAACAAGGUGAUCCCUUGUCCCCAUUCUUAUUCCUAAUUGUGGCUGAGGGAUUGAAUGGAAUUAUCAAGUCAGCAGUGGAGCAAGGGUUAUUUAUUGGAGUGAAAGCUUUUGAGCUCACAUCUGGGUUGAAAAUCAAUUACCAUAAAAGCCAACUACUUGGUAUUCAUACAAAUAUGGAAUGGCUACAGAAAAUGGCUUGGUCUUUAAAUUGUGGAGUUGGUGAAAUGCCCUUCAAAUACUUAGGAGUGCCUGUAGGUGGAAACCAAAAGGGUUUAAGAAUGUGGCAGCCUUUAAUUGACUCAAUAAAGAAGAAAUUGUCAGGUUGGAAAAAUAGGUGGUUGUCGUUUGAUGGCAGGAUCACACUUCUCAACUCUGUGCUCACAUCACUCCCUGCUUUUCUCCUAUCAGUCUACCUCGCUCCAAAAGAAGAGGGUGGUUAUUGGAUGGUUAUGAGCUUAAGGUUGGCAAAGGAAAUAGUGUUAGCCUUUGGAAGGAUAGUUGGAGCAAUGCAGGAGUGCUUGCUAAUGCUUUCCCAAGAUUAUACAUGCUAUCUACAGGAAAGGAAAGCUCUAUACAGGAACUGGGUAGCUGGGAAGGUGAAACAUGGUCGUGGAACUUUGAAUGGAGGCAAAGCUUGUUUUCCUGGGAGACCGAAUCACUACAGGAUUUAAAGCAAUGGAUCGAUAUGAUUGAAUUCCCAAAAGACAAGAAGGAUACUUGGAUCUGGAAGGCGGAGAAGAAGGGAUUAUACACAACAAAAUUAGGAUACAACAAACUUGUCCAUCAACAACCUUCAUCACAAGAAUCAUUAUUUAUAAGGUUAUGGAACAGUCACAUUCCUAACAAAGUUUGUGGGUUUGC